Exophiala viscosa is the source of this 4910-nucleotide messenger RNA. Its product is annotated as adenosinetriphosphatase. The transcript has 4 exons. The record is from RefSeq and is a predicted model, not a curated record. The coding region runs from base 92 to 4723 and encodes 1543 amino acids. Gene Ontology annotation, cellular component: nucleus; chromatin. Gene Ontology annotation, biological process: chromatin remodeling. Gene Ontology annotation, molecular function: histone binding; ATP binding; ATP-dependent chromatin remodeler activity. NCBI's taxonomy places the organism in Eukaryota, Fungi, Ascomycota, Eurotiomycetes, Chaetothyriales, Herpotrichiellaceae.
CUCUUUCGACAGAAUGCGUCCCCGAUAGAACAUCGCCCGCCGCCGCCGCUCGGCCUUGUCGAAUUAUACUCAUUGUACAUACGCGGUAAUCAUGGACCGCAUAGAGGUGGAUAUAUCCAGUUGGCUUGGAAAGCCGCCGGAGAAAUCGAAGAAUACGGAAAAGGACACGGGGGAGGAUGCAGAAGAGACACUCAGCCAGCAGUCCAAGUCCCCAGUCGGCGAUGCUUAUUCCUCGAGCGACUCUGACGACAAUGGCGAUAUUGAACACAGCCCCGAGAAUGACAUUCCAGUGACGGUAUCAGAUGAAGACGAAGAUUCUGUUCGGGAUACUACAUCUCGCCUGCAACACAAUUUCUACAUUGACAUACCGAGGUUAUCGAGAGAAGAGAAAGAAGCGUAUGAGUAUCUGCCCGGUCACUUUUCCGUUCAGAGGGUGCUAUCAAAGCUGGAAGAUGGAAAAUAUCUGAUAAAACGCAAGAGUGGUGAACGAGAUCUCGUUUCUGCACGCGAGUUACGUGCUCUGGACAACGGCUCGUCCUCACUCCAAGAGUUCCAAGAACUGGAUGCUUCUGGGCAAAACAAGCGGAGAUCUGUCAAACAAGCGGCUUCAGGCAUGGUAGAUUGGACGACGAUGGAUAUUUCGGAUACUGGUGAAGAUGAGCCCUCAGCUCCUCAUCGACGUCGUACAUCCGGAGAUGACAGCGAAGUCACGGACGUGGAGAUGAGAGACGAAGCGGAGACGGAAGAAGAAGGCGACUCAGACAUUCCCCAGGAGCAAGGGCGACGCUCGGCACGACUCACUUCAAAGAGAAAGUUCGCUCACCUAAAGGAAGAGCUUGUCGAACUCGACGAUGAUUCCGACCAGCCUCGCGCACGGAGGGAACGCGGUCGAAAGUCUGCAAUGCGACCAAAUCGAGGCUCCAUGCGUACUCUGCGAGCUAGGGGUACAAGAGCAAGAGUCUCUGACACGUCUCCGGAGGUCGUCACCCGUCGUUCAGAAAGAACUCGAACCCAGCCCCACCGGAGCAUGCGCGAGCGGCAAGAAGACGAGAUAUCAAGUCUUGAAGAAGAGAAAUCUGCUCCUAAAGUUGUGGGUGCAAAAGAACACUUCGCUCGAAUCCCUGAUCACGAUCCUUUCAGAAAGCGGCAUCGACAAGAUUGUGACACCUGCAAUUGGACCUCCGAUAAUCCUUCAAAGGGGCCUUUGGUAUUCUGUCAGGGCUGCACGAACUCCUACCACAAGUCAUGUCUUGGACCCAGGGGAAGCCGAGAUCAUUUGGUCACGAAGGUUGGCGAAGGCUUGUUCGUACUGCAAUGCCGAAGGUGCAUUGGGCUGUCUCAAGAAAAGCACAAUUUGGCACCACAUCAAGGUCGUUGUGCUGAUUGCAACGAGCUGGGCGCCUGCUCGCGGCCUUUGCGCAACCGUCUCACCAGUCGUCAGGAACAAGCUCAGAGAGAAGAAAACGGCGGGACAGAUCCUAUCACUAUCGUCGAACCGGAUAUGCUCAACAACAUCACACAUGUCAUGUUCAGAUGUGCACAAUGCAAUCGGGCAUGGCAUAUGCAUCAUCUUCCUCAACGCAAAACGGCCCAUUCAUCGCUUGAAGCUGAAGAUGAAGAAAUGUUAGAUGAGGUUGAACUUGCACAAAAGCGUUUUGAGCACUAUCACCGAUCGUGGACUUGCAAAGACUGUAUCGAGAACCAACAUCAAAUUGACGCUCUCGUUGCAUGGCGACCGGUUAAUCUCGAAGCCUAUGCUCCUGGUACCGUCGUGGAUCAGGUCCCAGAAAUUGAAAAGGAAUACCUCGUCAAAUGGAGAGCUCAGUCCUACUUUCGCACCACAUGGAUGCCAGGGACCUGGGUCUGGGGCAUAGCCGCCGGACAAAUGCGUCUGGCAUUCAUGAAGAAACCCGAGAAUCAGCUGCCAAAGAUGACGACUGCAGAUGCAAUACCAGAAGAGGUCUUUCGCGUUGACAUCGUCUUCGAUGUACGAUAUUCGAGUGUUGUUAGGAACAGCACCAAAGAAAUCGAUCUGGCCCGUGUCAAAGAAGUCGAGCUAGCAUUCGUCAAGUAUAAGGGUCUCGGUUACGAGGAUGCGAUUUGGGAGAAGCCUCCAACUUAUGCUGACACCGAACGAUGGAAUGACUUCAAAUUGGCAUACGAAGACUAUGUCAACAAGUUGCACGUCUCGAUUCCUCCUCAGUCCACGCUACGACGGCAUCUUAUUCACGUCCGGGCCUUAGACUUUUCGACCAACAUCAUCAAGAAAACUCAGCCGUCCGCCAUAACUGGUGGUGAAUUGAUGCAAUACCAAUUAGAGGGCUUGAACUGGCUCCUCUUCCAAUGGUAUCAGAAUCAGAAUGCUGUCCUAGCAGAUGAGAUGGGCUUGGGUAAGACUAUCCAACUGAUUUCAUUCUUCGCCACCCUUGUUCACGAUCACAAAUGUUGGCCUUUCCUCGUUGUCGUCCCAAACGCAACUUGUCCCAAUUGGCGGCGAGAAAUUAAGAAGUGGGCUCCAUCUCUUACGGUCGUUACCUACUAUGGAUCCUCGGUUGCAAGGAAGCUCGCGCAGGAUUAUGAACUAUUUCCCAAGGACAAAGAUGAUGAGGAGAAACGGAAACAGAAGAAGAGCAGAUCAGAAGUCAAAGACAUCAAAGCUCACCUCGUCGUGACCUCUUAUGAGGCCAUUGUGGAGGAUUCCGUGCGGAAGAAUCUGAUGAGAGUGCCCUGGCAAGGUCUCAUUGUUGAUGAAGGGCAGCGGCUGAAAGGCGACAAGACUCAGAUCUAUGACAGCCUCUCGAAAUUCCGCUUCCCGUUCAAGGUCCUCUUGACCGGUACUCCGUUGCAGAACAAUGCUCGUGAGUUGUUCAAUCUACUGCAGUUCCUGGACAAGAACAUGAAUGCCGCCGAACUCGAGAUAAAGUACGCCAAUCUUACGCAGGAAAAUGUGCCGGAGCUGCACGAGACUCUGAGAAAAUUCUUCCUCCGACGUACCAAAGCACAGGUCUUGACGUUCCUCCCGCCAAUGGCGCAAGUCAUCGUGCCCGUGAGUAUGUCAAGUGUGCAGAAGAAGGUUUACAAGUCGAUCUUAGCAAGAAACCCGCAGUUGAUGAGAUCAAUAUUUGCUCGAGAAGGCGCUGUUGCACCAAAAGAACGAGCCAAUCUGAACAACAUCCUCAUGCAGUUACGGAAAACGCUCUGUCAUCCGUUUGUGUACAGCCGAGAUAUUGAAGAGCGUACGGUUGACACAACGGUUGCUUUUCAAAAUUUGGUCGGAGCCUCGGGCAAGUUACAUUUGCUUUCCAUUAUGCUGCCGAAGCUCUUUGAACGCGGUCAUCGUGUCCUGAUGUUCAGCCAGUUUCUCGACAAUUUGGAUAUCAUCGAGGACUUUCUUGACGGACUUGGGCUUCAACAUCGUCGUCUCGAUGGCACAAUCUCGGCAGCCGAGAAGCAGAAGCGGAUCGAUGAGUUCAAUGCUCCCGAUUCACCAUACUUCGCAUUUCUCCUAUCUACUAGGGCUGGUGGCGUUGGUAUUAAUUUGGCGACGGCCGAUACGGUUAUCCUCCUGGAUCCUGAUUUCAAUCCCCAUCAAGAUAUUCAAGCUUUGUCACGGGCUCACCGUAUCGGCCAGAAGCACAAGGUUCUUGUGUUCCAACUCAUGGUUCGGGAUAGUGUCGAGGAGAAGAUCAUGCAGAUUGGGCGGAAAAAGAUGGCGCUGGAUCAUGUCCUCAUUGAACGAAUGGGUCGAGAGGACGAUGCUGGAGAGGAUCUUGAGUCGAUUCUAAGACAUGGUGCUCAAGCUCUUUUCGAGGGCGACUCUGAGGCGGAUGACAUUGUCUAUGAUUCCGCCUCAGUCGAUCGUCUGCUUGAUCGGUCUCAGAUUGAGGACACCAAGACCAGUGAAGAAAAAUCUGCCGAAUCGCAAUUCAGCUUCGCCAGAGUCUGGGCGAAUGACAAGUCGACGUUGGAAGAGGACUUGGCUGACACCGGGACGAGCACACCUAAUCCAGGCAUUUGGGAUAAGAUUUUACAAGAGCGUGAGCGCACAUUUGCCGAAGAACAAGCCAGAAAGGCAGAGGCAUUUGGUAGAGGGAAGCGCAAACGUCAGACUGUCGACUACGGCGGCAUAGGCGAUGGCGACCCAGAAGACAAAGACAAAGACAAGGACAAAGACAAACUCAAAGCAAAACGGGGACCCAAAAGAGUUGACCCAGACUAUCAAGAGCCCGCAGAUAUACCCGAGGAAGAAGAUAAUCUGACUGCCGAAGACACAGAUGUGACUCCCAAACGCACGGUCAAAGCGCGGCCCUUCAAACGAGUGAGAGUUCCCCUUGGACAAGCACCUCACUUCAACGGAGAUGCAGCAUUUGAUUUUGGUCCCGUUCACAGCAUGCCCCCACCACAUCUAUGCUCUGCAUGUGGUGAGAGUCAUCCUAUGGGCUGGUGUCGACUCAAAGUAGCUGGUGUGGAGCAUUGCGGGCUAUGUGGGAUUGCACACCUAGGACAUGGACGAACCUGUCCUCAUGUGAAUGAUAACAAACAGGUGGCCAUCCUGUUGCAGACUUUGAAGGAGAGCACGGAGAGCCGGGAAUUAAUUGAGCAGGCUACGAAAUACCUGCGGAGCAUUCGCGGAGAUUUAAUGCAGCGAGAACGAGCUCGGGAGCUCAGAGAGCUACAAGCUAUUGCACAGGAUCAGAGACCGACGAACAUGCGGCCAAGCUGAGUCGACGAGGAGACACAAGGCUGGGUGAAAUGCAUAUGGCUGUCAUCGGAAGACACAAGGUUUUAGCUGGCGAGUCAUGAAUGCGCGGCCUGCUGUUUUUAGAGACAAACGGUAAUAGCCGCAUAUGCCAGGCUUAAUUGAAUACAGGUGCGCACGUUCUCUUGGAGAACUUUCAUCUGGUUCAGCG